AUUGUGCCUUUUUUCUUAUAACUUCACGAAGGCCUUUGAGCAAGUUGGUCACGUUUUUUGCCAAUAUAAGACUGUACAGCAGUACACCUUCCACUACACCACGUCCAUUGCAGACACCUUUAUUUCGACUUCAAACUAAAUACUAAAUUAAUUGACAAGCAGUAUGUUUCAUCUUUGGUUCGGAAUCUUGGUUGUAGCUCUGGUAGCUGCUGAGGUACAGGUACCAGACGACAUUGCCGGUGUUUACGGUGAGCUGCGAGAUGACAAACCGGAGCCAUGCUGUGCGCCGAGCUAUUCUACCUUCAAGUCCACUCACUUCCUGACGUACUCCUUGGGUGAAGGUGUCAGUGUUGAGAUGCAACGGGCCAGCACAGCCUACGACAGCGUCUCAAAGAGGACAGCCAGCAAGACGCACCUGGGAUUCUUCAACGGGACGGAAGAAUAUUACCACACCAUUGAUGACUACGCCGCCGGAGUUUCGUAUUCUAUCGCAAGGUUUAGCGGAGAAUUAACCUGCAGGGUGAACGAGUUAAAGAAAAGGUUUCAGGAGGACUGUAUUCCAGAGGACGCCACCUACGUCGGCUCGCAUAGCCUGGGUGACCGUGCAGUAGAGGUCGACUCUUGGUACAUGUUGGAGAAACAACCCGGGCAGGACGUCCACCGCGUCUCCACCCUUCAGACAGAUGAAUGUGUGCUCCUGUACUCCACUGCCCGAUACGUCAGUCCAGACACUGGGGUAACAUUUACUACUGAGAACAAUCACAUCACCGACUUCAAGCUUGGCAUCUGUGAAAGCGAAGAAGAGGAAUUUUUCCACGUCCCUGACAUCUGUCACGAGCGUGCGGCCAAUGAUGACUCAAAGAUUCCUGCAGAACUGCUGAAGAAAAUCACACGGCUGAGCCCAACACUGACACGUGGCCUAUAACUGAACACAGAAUGCUUUGAUAUAUUUAGGCAGUCAAUAAGAAUUGCUUGAAGAAUGAUUGCAGAUUAAGCCUAUUCCCAGUUCUCUUUAACGCACUUCAUUAUACCAUGGUUAGCUCGAGGGUUUUAAAAUAUACUUUAGAUAAGAGUUUAGAAUUAGAUCAUCGGGAGAGAAGUGUCCAGGUUACGUUUCCGGGUUAGAUAAGAGUUCGUCAAAAAACGUUUGAUACCGUUGUUCCUGGUUUAAUUGAUUUAGAACAAUUAACUAUUAAAAUGGUACGUAAUCAAUCCUAUUGAUGGAGCAAGCCGAACACUUGGCAACUGAUCCAGCCAUUGACACUGCACUAGGGCGGCCGCCAUGUUCGCACUGCCUUGCUCCCGCUUGCAACUUCUUCUGCAGGCUAGUUAAGUCAUUUACCUUAACACGCAUGUGUGGAACACGUCAGUUGAGUGAAUUUUAUUUCUUGAAUUGUAUUUAUGCAAGUCCAUUCCUGAGCGAUGAAAUAAAUUUCACAUUUCUUAUUCCUGAUUCAUGAUCCCGGAGGAUUUCUUUUUGCCGGGAAGUUAAUCCCAGUGAACUAUUGCGUUAACAAAUGACGCGUGCGCAAUGCAGAAACAAACAAUUGCAUCCCGUUGCUGUGCUAACGACCGGCCUUGCAUAUUCAUUUCGAUGGUCAAUAGAUUUAGAAGAAAAAAAAGCUUAUUUCUUUAAUUACUCAACUAUCUCAGAUAAAUGUGACCUGCCAUAUCGUAUAAUGAGGAAUAACCCCACCUUUGAGUUUUCAAGUUACCUACAUCAUGUUAAAGCGCAUGAGUCGGUGUAGGCUAGGCUGCACCCUCGCAUCGCAUCGCAUCGCAAAGCGCAGAUCAUUGAAUUUCCUAUGAUACUUGGAAUGAUUUAAUUUAUUCCAAAGAUAUGCCACAGGAACUUCAACAGAGUCGCGCCUGAUUUCGCAAACCUCACUUCGAGAAAAACGGCUUUGAAAAAAGAAAUCCGCAUUGAGCCGCUAACUUUUGGGGAUAUUUUUCGCAACAAAAAUGCAUAGUGUGACUCUUGGAUACCUUGGCUACUCAAAUAAUAAGAAAAAACCCUGAUAUUUAUUUUGACAUGAUUUCUUUGUGUAUGCAACUUCAGGCGUUGAUUACUCAAAACAUGGGUUCGGGGGACAUUCCUCAUUAUGCUACAGUAGGUCACAAAUAUUAUUGAUAUUGGUGAUUAUGGAACCUGUCAGCUCGUAACUACCUUUAUAAAUUUCAAUUUUCUAUUUUCUGUUAGUUAAAUAGCAAAGAACAAACAAUGA
This is a messenger RNA of Patiria miniata (bat star), 2225 nucleotides long. RefSeq lists its product as uncharacterized. Gene Ontology annotation, biological process: cell-matrix adhesion. The transcript is spliced from 6 exons. The record is from RefSeq and is a predicted model, not a curated record. Gene Ontology annotation, cellular component: extracellular region; lysosome. The coding region runs from base 164 to 925 and encodes 253 amino acids. Lineage: Eukaryota; Metazoa; Echinodermata; Asteroidea; Valvatida; Asterinidae. Gene Ontology annotation, molecular function: calcium ion binding.